Salvia miltiorrhiza (redroot sage) is the source of this 722-nucleotide messenger RNA. RefSeq names its product acyl carrier protein 1, mitochondrial. Lineage: Eukaryota; Viridiplantae; Streptophyta; Magnoliopsida; Lamiales; Lamiaceae. The record is from RefSeq and is a predicted model, not a curated record. Gene Ontology annotation, molecular function: acyl binding; acyl carrier activity. The transcript is spliced from 2 exons. The coding region runs from base 150 to 509 and encodes 119 amino acids. Gene Ontology annotation, cellular component: mitochondrion. Gene Ontology annotation, biological process: fatty acid biosynthetic process.
UUUUUCAAAAAAAAGUUUGAAAAUUUGAAAUAAAUAAAUCCAACAAAACACCGAGAAUAGCCCUGAAGCUGAGCCCCCAAUCUAAUUUAGUGCCUCCACUCCAAAUCCCCCUUCCAACUUGAAACCUCAAUACUAAGCAUUCACAGAAAAUGGCGUCGGCGUUGAGAUCCGCCAUUCUCCGCCACAUUCGGGUCCCCGUACCCCUAAACGGAUCCCGUCUCGCGCCCCUUCGCUUAAUGUCGUCCCACGGCGACGAUCACCUCGACAAGCAGGCAGUUAUCGACCGAGUUCUCGACGUCGUCAAGUGCUUCCCCAAAGUCGAUCCAUCCAAGGUGACUCCUGAUGUUCAUUUUCAAAAGGAUUUGGGCCUGGAUAGCUUAGACAAUGUGGAGAUUGUGAUGGCUCUCGAGGAAGAGUUUAAGUUGGAAAUUCCUGACAAGGAAGCUGAUAAAAUUGACUCGUGCCAGCUUGCAAUAGAAUAUAUUCACAACCAUCCUAUGGCUAGCUAAGAUAUGCGAGGUUUCUAUAUCUUAAAAGCAUGUAUCCAUCCGUCUUUGCGCGGGAAAUAAUUUAGUUGUGCUUGAGAUAAGCUAUCCCUCAGCCGGGGUUGAAUGUUGGCACCUAGUCUCUGCUUGUAUUGUUUUUCUUAAGCUGAUGUUGCUCUGUUUUUCACUGAACUGUUGAGUACUAAACCUAGUAAAUAACCAAGAAAACAUUGUCAA